Molecule: messenger RNA, 1608 nt
Organism: Pseudomassariella vexata
Lineage: Eukaryota; Fungi; Ascomycota; Sordariomycetes; Amphisphaeriales; Pseudomassariaceae
Product: extracellular mutant protein 11-domain-containing protein
Exons: 1
Coding region: 1-1608 (535 amino acids)
Biological process (GO): nucleolar large rRNA transcription by RNA polymerase I
Cellular component (GO): RNA polymerase I core factor complex
Molecular function (GO): TBP-class protein binding; RNA polymerase I core promoter sequence-specific DNA binding
Source: RefSeq, a predicted model, not a curated record
AUGCAUGCAUGGGUCACUAGCAACGGGGGCCAUAGCAGCCAACCCAUCGCUCAUGCUCCUGCUGCUUACGGUGGUGCUGUAACCAGUCCUACAAGGGAACAAGGCCGCCAGAGCCAAUCCCCUCCGUCUCAACGGUCAUCCCCCCACCAACCCAAGUAUCAGUCGCGUGCACCUAUCGUCAAUUCAAACAACACACGACACAUUGCCGCAGCAGCAGCUCGACUCCCUACUCGUUCUGGAGCUGGCCGUCUGGGACAUCUGCGAGAGGCCUCUCUUAACAUGGAAAGAAGCAGAACCAACUCUGCGGACCCCAAUCCAGUGCAUGUGUCCCAUAAGCAACGACCAUUUUGGGAAGAGUCAACUGUGGAUGGCUCUCUGUUUAGCGAUACAGCCAGCAACAUUGAAAGCAGAGCAGGCGCUCAGUUGGGCUUGCCAACGUUUCAAGACAAGGACCCCAAACCACGAGAUAAGCCACGUCAUCGCUCUACGAGAAGAGCUGCGGACGAGCUGGAGCAGGCGAUGCCUUUCACUAUUGGCGACAACGGCAUGAUCGAUGUGGUGAAAACCCCGCUCCAUAGGAGCUCUUCCACGCCCGAACCCAGACUCCGAGGUAGCUCCAAGGGAGCGUCCCAAGGCCUUGAGUUGUACGUGGAAGAUACUCCGUCUCAGGCCGGUCUUGAAAAGUCGCCGCCGAGAACCCUCAACCAUCAUCGCGCGCAGAUGCCUCUUCGGACUACUCAACGAACAUCUUUUCCAGACCGGACCUCGUAUCCGACUGCACAGAACGAAAUGUCUUCUCCUCCAGAUCAUGCCUAUCAGACCCCCGGAGCCGGGCUGACAGAGAUACUAUCGGACGACGUUGAACACUUGCGAGCCACCGAUCACGACCCUCAUCGAUCAACAAUGUUUGAGAAUAUCGAUACUCCCAUCGCCAGCCAUCCAGAAUCCGAAGCUGCGGAAUCUGAGGCUGAAAACGAUGAAGAUCCGCAGCUCACACCGAAGCAAGCUACCAGGAAACCGCAGGAGGUUAAUCGCUUACUUUUCGGUAGAGGCGGCAAGGGUGUUCACAGUCUUCAUGAAAGUGCGAUGCCCCGUUCAAAGCCCGAAAACCGUCAUUCCGUGCCUAAGAAGCGACAACUGGAGCCGGAUCCAAUGGUUGAGCAAAACGCCGCGAACAUGGACGCAAAGUUGGAUUACAACGAUGGCGAGCUGGCUGCGAUGAGAUACGAGGAUCUAAAACAGCAGGAGUUCGACUACGACCCUGCCCAGGUGGAAGCUCAAUCGGUCGAUCUACCACCUCAAGGCACUCUGCCGGAGAAGCUAAGGUAUUUCCAAGACAAGGGUCAAGAAACACAAGCUGUCUUCUUCAGCAAGAUGUCCCUCAAAGACUGGGAUGAGUCGGGUGAUUGGUUUCUGGAAAGAUUUGGCGACAUUGUGAACCGUCUCAAAGAGGCGCGUCUUGCCAAGCGACAAACGGUGGAGGCGUUCGAAGACGAGAUCGCCGAACGGGAGUCAGCUGUGCGGAAUAAGGUCCACGUCAUUGGUCGGACUCUUACGGAUUUGAAGAGCGAGGGCGAGGGUCUUAUGAGAGGAAAAGAUAUAGAUUGA